GUGCAGAUUGGGUGCCACACUGAUAAUUUAGUUAAUCUCAAGGAAUGGAAGCGUCCCCCAGUUGUAACAAGACGGUUUCGCGUGCAGAGGGAGAAAAUGGAGAUCUCCAGUUUGUGGGGAGGCCUCCUGUACAUUAUUGUACCAAAGAAUUCUUCUUUAGGCUACUUCUCUGUCACCAUCGAAGGGGCCACCCAUGCUCCUUAUUUCAAGCAUGGUGAAACCAGCAUCCAGGACUGGCAAGAUACUAUCCGCCACUAUCCCACUCCCUGGGCAGAACUUGAAACUGAAAAUAUCAUCCUCACACUGCCAUCAGAUGCUGUACGUAGUCAUGAUGGGAUCACUUUCCUACUCCAAACCUGGGAUCAGAUGAUGAGGGCCAUCGCCCACUUAUCAGCCAUCCCUCCUGUUUUUCCCAGACCAGAGAGGAUUGUGGUAGAUGUUCAAAUAUCAGCAGGUUGGAUGCACGCUGGCUAUCCAGUCAUGAGUAAUGUAAAUGCCCUACCUGAGAUCAUAGAUGUGCAAGCUUUCUAUGCCAAAGGAACCUGGGCCCCAAUCCACGAACUGGGUCAUAACCAGCAGAAAAGUGGGUGGAAUUUCCCACCCCACACCACAGAAGCCACCUGCAACCUCUGGUCUGUUUAUGUCAAUGAGACUGUGCUGAGCAUCUCCCGAGAAAUAGCCCAUUCGGAGCUUCAACCGCAUGCAAGAAAGGAGAGGAUUGAGAACUACAUUAGAAAUGGAGCUAAUCUGAGUGGCUUUAAAGGGUUCACUGCACUGGAACCCUAUUUGCAGCUGCAGGAAGCCUUUGGUUGGGACUCCUACAUCCACAUUUUAGCAAAGUACCAAACGAUGAGCAACAUCCCACAUGACAACACAAAAAGGAUGAACCUGUGGGCAGAAACCUUCUCUCAGGAAGUCAACAGAAACCUCGGUCCUUUCUUCAUAACCUGGGGUUGGCCCAUUGAGGACAAAAACUCUGACUUAAUUACUGAAUAA
Molecule: messenger RNA, 996 nt
Organism: Pseudonaja textilis
Lineage: Eukaryota; Metazoa; Chordata; Lepidosauria; Squamata; Elapidae
Source: RefSeq, a predicted model, not a curated record